Bactrocera dorsalis (oriental fruit fly) is the source of this 2834-nucleotide messenger RNA. RefSeq lists its product as uncharacterized. Bases 178 to 2721 code for a protein of 847 amino acids. The transcript has 12 exons. Lineage: Eukaryota; Metazoa; Arthropoda; Insecta; Diptera; Tephritidae. The record is from RefSeq and is a predicted model, not a curated record.
CUACUAUGAACUUUCAGUUCCCUAAAAAAUUGCUUGUGUUUUGAAAAUUCCAUCGUUUUUUUUUCAAAGAAACGUUACGUAAACCUAAAAUUCAACCUAGUUUUGGAAGGAACUAAUUCCAAGAACCAUUUAAAUACCGAAAUUUCCAAAUUGUGUGUAAAUAUCCAGUCGCCAAUAAUGAAAUUAUCCGAAUUUAAAACAUUACCCGUUGUGCCCUACACCAGCGUGGACAUCUGUGGCCUGCCCUUCUCGAUACAGGCUAUCAUACAGGCUUUUGCGACCAAAGAAGCAUUAAGCCUGCCACGAAGUCUCACACAAGAAUACAUGAACUGCUCAGGCUUGGGCUACAAACUGCUUAGUAACGAUUGGCGUGAUUAUGUUGAAGAAUUUCCUUGGUUGAUUGGGAUACUCAUUUAUACAGCGCUACUGCCAAUUUUGUGUCUCAUCUGGUGCAUCUUUCAAUUUCGGCCAAAGAGAAAACGACGCUUUGAAAGACCACCCGUGCCUUCUUGGCGCUAUAUACUGUCGACUUUGCUAUUUUUACUGAAAAUACUUUACAGCUUCUUUAUAUGGUUCACUUAUACCUCGUAUCAAAACCAUCCGACAAGAAGCUAUCGCGAACCAGACAGUAAUGUUAAUAUGGUGAAAAUGCUCUACGAUCAGACUUUAGAUGUCAUCGAUCAUAUAUCCACGGAAAACAUCGAAGUCGUGCAAGAGUUCAUGAAGAAGUUGGCUGACGAAAUGAUAACCAGUCUCAACUCAUCAGCGCCGGAAAUAGUAAAGAACCCCGCUGGUAGUAUGCUUAUGGACAUCUACUCAGACAGUGUAGCCAUGCAGCCAAUCUUAAAGGAAAUGCGGAAGGAUAUGCAGAGCCUACUUGCAGAUAUUAUGCAGCUAACAGACCUCACGAAAUUUCUCCAUCGGAAUACUACGACAUUGUUGCUUAUGAACAAUAUCUCGGACCCAACUUAUGUGAAUCUUGUUGCCAAUGAGCUCAGCGGGAAUGAGCACAAAAUUGUUACGUUACUCAAUAUCGAGCGUGUAUUAUCCAACAUAGAAGACAUUGUUGAAAUGUCAAUGGAGUUGCCAAGUAUGUCGCAAGCUUUCUCGAAAAGCUUAAAGGACCAACACAGUUAUUACAGAUCGGUUUUCACGAAUAAGUGGGCGGAAAAAGUAAAUGAAAUGAAUGCCAAUUAUUUGGAAAUUAUCAAGGCAGUGAAGAAACUUCGUUCGGAAGUACCACGAGAUGUUAUGAUACAUUUACCGAAUGAUAUAUAUUCAUAUCAAUUGUUUUUUCUAAUCAUCGCUAUAAUGAUAUCUGUGCUGUGUUGGAUGCAACUCUGUUAUGCUAUGUAUCAUGCGGUCUUUAUGCGCUUCAAAAAGAGAAAAUAUAUUCUAGUGAGUAUCGUUAUUUUCAUCUGCAUUACGUCCAUAAUACUCUGUCUAAUAGCAAGUCUGAGCUUCUUUCUGGGCGCAUCGUUUUUCAAUUUCAGGCAAGAUACCACCACACUCGACAACCCUUGCGGUUUGAGCUCCAAAUCUUAUUGCGACUCUCAAAAUAAAAUACUCACUCUGCUCGCUGAGAGCGCUUUUGGCCCAGAUGCAGAGACAUACAAAGCUAUGCAACUUCAAAACCAGCGUACUUUCGAGGCACUACGUGCGGCCUUACCUAGCGUCGCGGGCAUUUCGAAUAUACUGCAAAUGCUGCAGUAUGCAGAUUUCAGCGGAACUGUCUUCAAUUCGGGCGACAUGUUUAAUGUUGUAAAACAAGAGAUGAAUAUGGAGAAUUGGUAUGCGGCCUGUGAGCAGCUGAGCACGCACGUACCCACUGUUGUUGAGGCAACACCGGACAAUGAAACUGCGUAUUACGAGCGGAUGCUGGCCUGCAACUUGCAUCUAAUGAAAACGCAGGUCUUUGAAACGUUGAUUGCGAAGCAUAUAGUUGAAAAUGUGAAUGGACUAGCGAAACAUGCGGAACGCCUUGCCGCCAAAAUGCCGGCGGUAAAUUUGAGCACUCUCCUACGUAAGAGUCUCAGCGAGAUGCGUAUUUUACAUGAUUACUUCGAGUUGGAGUUUAAGGAAUUGCUCGAUAUUGAAAUGAGGCAACUGCUAAUGGAUUUUGAUUUGGAAAUGAUGUUAUAUACGAGUCAUGUCGCCUUUAUGCCAACUUGUAGUGACUUCAAACUAUCAAGUGUUGGUAUACCGCGACAGCUGUACGAAUGCAUCGAGAGUUGUUUGCACGGUUUCUGGAUUGGCGCUUUCAGCAUACUCAUACUACUCUUACCGAUACUGAUCAUCUGUAUGCUGCUCGAAUACCUCUACGACAGAUAUCCUUAUUCGACGCAAAGCGGUGCUAGUAGUAGAUCGUCACCACCCGAUGACACUGCAACGCCUACCAGCAGCACAACGGCCGUCAGUGAGGCUGCGCCAGACAAUGAACCCGUAAACGAAACAGUAGACGAACCGAGUCAGCCUAAAAGUAAUUGGCGAGAUAAAUUUGGCGCGCGGCUCAGAAACGCACAUGUUACCUUUAAGACACCAUCAACGUCUAGCGAUGCGAAUAAGGGGUCAGGUGCUCAGCGUUCCAGCACGGCGAAGAUCAGAGAUUUAAUUUAUUCGAUUUUGAGUUCGGCGCCGACGGUGGCACCAACAGUAGAGCCCAAAGUAAGCGGUGGUACGGCUACAACAUCCGAGGAGUCCAGCGAGACUGAGCUUGCUUAACUAAAAAAUUGGAUUUUUUCUUGUUUUAAACCUGAAUGUGCACUUAUUCUUAUAUGGUAUAUAUUCUAAAAUAAAUUUGAAAUUGCUUAUGUGUUUCAAGUAUACCAACAAUC